GGGGACAUGUUUUCGGGCAAUUGUAAGUUUUCAACUCCAUGAUUGCAUAGAUUUAUGUACUGGUUUUUUCUUGUGGAACCCAAUAGAUUUUUUUUUUUGUUUGGAAUUGAGCUUAUGAAUUUCUGCGCAGAGAGUAGUGAUUUGAUGGGUUUGGAAAUUGUGUUUUGCUAUCUUUUUUGUUCUUGUGAAGAAGGGAGCAGAGGCAGAUAAGGGCUCUGUCAUCCAUCCUAGUUCCUAUGGAUUUCAUACGUGGAUGUAAAAUAGUUGUUUUCAUUGGAGAGCGAGGAGUAAUUUCUAAAUAUUGAGUUGAAUGUUCUUUUUAGUCUUUGAAUUUUCUUAAAGUUUAUGUCUUGAUCAUUGAUUUUAUUUUUUUUAAUGCGGUUGCUGUACGAUCUAAAUAGUUAGGCUGCUGAAAAAUACAGACGAGCAUGGAUGUUUGUAGUAUUAAACCAAAAAGCUUAGGAUGUUGAAGAUUGAAGGAAAUUAAGAUGUCUGCAGGCAGCCAACCAUAACAGCUAAGAUUCUUUUUACUGUUUUUUUUUUUCCUUUUCUUUUCCGUUACAUAAAAUUGUUAGGAAUAACUGUAUAUUAUUCCUGUGGUUAGCAACCAAUUGAUUCUUUGAUUCCAUUUUGUAUUCUAUAUAUACUAAUUUUGUAUAGUAAUUUGAUAUAGAAGAAAUGCACGAAAAUUCUCUCAAUCUCUCUCUCUCUCAGUUCAGUAUUUUCGCCUUUUGCAGUAAAGCAAAUUCUCUCCCCUGUAUUCAAUCUCUCGCAGUUCGAUACUUUUCAUUUACAGCAAGCAAAAGACCAAAUCUUAUAUGGUAUCAGAGAAGUGAUGGAGGAAUCCAUCAAUACCAGCUAAACCAUUCCUCCGAACCCACCACCAAACACCAUUCAUGUGCAGUCAAACACCAAUUGGUCAGGAGCUAUUCCUCACGACCCAAUGCGGCCCACCAGUCUUUAUUAUAUUGGCAGCAACGAUGGUUUAGGUGCCAUGCUUGUCACUCAUACCUUGGACUCCAACAACUACUAUUCUUGGGCUAGAUCUAUGAAGAGGGCCUUGUGGAUUAAGAACAAGCUCGGGUUCAUUGAUGGCACGAUCUGUGAACCUUCUAACCCCAAUGAUCCUCUAAUGGAACAUUGGCCGAGGUGCAAUGACAUCAUGAUAACAUGGAUGCAAGACACAAUGGUAGUUGAUAUCAAGUCUAGCACUAAAUGUGCAGAGACUGCACAUCAGCUUUGGUUGGAGCUAGAACAACGUUUUGCUCAGCAAAAUGCUCCAAGAAUUUUCAAGGUAAAGCAAGGCAUCACAGACCUAAAGUAAAACCAGGACUCAGUACGCAUUUAUUUCUCUAAACUUGAAACCUUGCUUGAUGAAUUACUCAAUUAUGAAUCAAUCCCUAACUGUACUACCUGUGGAGGGUUUAAAGUUGUAGUUCAAAACCAGCAAAGGGAUUGUGUGAUGAAAUUCUUAAUGGGACUCAAUGAUACUUAUAAGGGUAUUAAAGCACAUAUACUACUGAUCAAACUCUUUCCCAGCUUGAAUGAGGUUUACUCCAUUAUUCAGCAAGAGGAAAAGAGAAGAGAAAUUUCUGCAAAUAGCAUGGGCAGUGAUUCUAUGGCUAUAAUGAGCAAAGGAAAUUUCAGCAAACAAUCUACUGGGCAACAAAGGAGGGAUAAGUAUUAUUGUACCUUCUGUAAAAUCCCUCUAGAGAGAUGCUUCAAAGCAAAUUCAAACAAGCCCACAUGUAUUCAUUGCAAAAUGCUGGGCCACACAACAGAAAAAUGCUUCAAACUGCAUGGAUACCCAGCGGGAUACAAGGGAGAAGGGAAGAACAAACCUGUUAUGAAUCUAGCAAAUGCAAAUGCAGCAGUUGGUCCUGAGCAGGAGGUUCUGAAAGACAAACCUCAAAUGUCAUUAACUCAAGAGCAGUAUACUCAGCUUCUAGCUCUCCUAAAACCUGUCUCUAACAACCAAGCCCUCAUUCCCUUGGCCAAUCAUGUCCAUGCCAUGGUUACACCUUCAUCCUCAGAUGCAAAUAGUCACAAAAUUUCUGGACCUUUUGACUUGGACAAUGACUGGCAUGGGUGAAGUGAAGCAAGGACUCUAUCAUAUGCUGCAAAAGGAAGUCUCUCCUUUAGCCUUAUCUGAUGCUUUGUCCAAAUACAACCUCAAAAAUAGUCUUUUAGCCUCUGUCAACAACAACAAUGAAUCUUUUGACCUCUGGCACUAUAGAUUAGGCCAUUCUUCUUAUUCUCAAUUUGACACAGAUACCAAAGUCAGCAUUACCAAAACCCUCUGAUGAUCACCCAUGUCUCAUUUGUCCUUUAGCUAAACAACACAAACUACCAUUCCUUACUAGUCAACAUCAAUCUAAGGAAUGUUUUGAGCUGAUACGUUGUGAUAUAUGGGGUCCAUGUAAUGAGAUUAGUCAUGAUGGCUGUAGGUAUCUUUUGACUA
This is a messenger RNA of Malania oleifera, 2461 nucleotides long. RefSeq lists its product as uncharacterized. Lineage: Eukaryota; Viridiplantae; Streptophyta; Magnoliopsida; Santalales; Ximeniaceae. Bases 1463 to 2092 code for a protein of 209 amino acids. The record is from RefSeq and is a predicted model, not a curated record. The transcript is spliced from 2 exons.